Bufo gargarizans (Asiatic toad) is the source of this 6453-nucleotide messenger RNA. RefSeq names its product desmoglein-1-like. Gene Ontology annotation, cellular component: desmosome; plasma membrane. The transcript has 16 exons. The record is from RefSeq and is a predicted model, not a curated record. Gene Ontology annotation, molecular function: calcium ion binding. Lineage: Eukaryota; Metazoa; Chordata; Amphibia; Anura; Bufonidae. Gene Ontology annotation, biological process: homophilic cell-cell adhesion. The coding region runs from base 143 to 3493 and encodes 1116 amino acids.
ACCGCAUCUGCUCAUCUCUCACUGAAGAAACCUUUAACACCUACUUGUGAGAGCAGCCAGGAGGGAGCAUCCCUUUACUCCAACUGUGAGAUUGGGAUAAGCAGCAGGAUCACAGGGCCUGACAGCACAGGAAAAGUACACAAUGGACUGGAAGCUCUGGGCACCUUUUAGUGUCCUCAUCAUUUUACUGAUAUGUUCGCAAUGCAGCUGUAACUGGAAAGUCCAGGUAAACAAAGGAAAAGGUGAAAAAGGUAAAAUAUCAUGGGAAACCUACCAUUAUAGACGACAAAAGCGUGAAUGGAUUGCACCUCCAAUGAAUAUAGAGGAAGAAGUAUACAACACAGGCAGAAAUCCUAUAGCAAAGGUCCAUUCUGACAUAGAGGUGAAAAAAGGUACUAUAUUCUAUCGAGUGUUCGGACAAGGUGUGGAUCAGCCUCCAUAUGGGCUUUUUAAAAUAGACCCUAGAACCGGAGAAAUAAACGUGACUGAAGUUAUUGUGGAUCGUGAACAAAUAUCAAUGUUACAUAUUACAGUCCAUGCUGUAACAGCUUCUGGUCAAGAGGUAGAGAAGCCUUUACAGCUGCGGGUGAGGGUUCUGGAUAAAAAUGACAAUCCACCAAUAUUCUCAGAAUCUGUUUUUGUGGGCUCCAUAGAAGAGAAUAGUAAAGCAAAUGCUCUUGUGAUGCAAAUCGUCGCCACUGAUGCCGAUGAAGAAAAUACACGAAAUUCCCAAAUUGCUUACAGAAUAGUAUCACAGAGUCCCAGUGAUCCUGCAAUGUUUAUUAUCAAUCAAUAUACUGGCCAAGUCUUCACCAUGUCAAAUUCGCUGGACAGAGAGUCGGUCAGUGCCUAUAGUCUUGUGGUUAGUGGAAAAGACUUGAACGGAGCUGAAGGAGGACUGUCUGGACAAUGUGGUUCCAACAUCAAAAUUUUAGAUGUCAAUGACAACUUUCCUACACUUGAGUAUGACGUGUAUUCAGUUACAUUCAAGGAAAAUAUGGUUGGUUACACGGACUUAAGGAUGAAAGUUUUUGAUUUGGAUGAAAUGUACUCCGAUAACUGGAUUGCAGUAUUCGAGAUAGUAUCAGGCAAUGAAGGAGAAUGGUUCGCUAUUGAAACAGAUGCUGAGACAAAUGUGGGCACUUUGAAAGUUGUCAAGGCAUUGGAUUAUGAAGCAAUGAUGACAGCCAAUCUAGCUAUUAUUGUAUCCAACCGGGCAGCUUACCAUUAUUCUGUCAUCUCUGAAUAUCGAGCAAAAUCGACUAGCAUAAAUGUUCAAGUCGAAAAUGUGCGAGAAGGGCCUGCCUUUAUUCCCUCCACCCAGAACGUGCAGAUUCCAUCAGGAUUAUCAGCAGAGGCUUUACUACAAUAUGUAUUAACAAAAUUUGUAGCUAUGGAUAUGGACACUGGAGGACCGGCCACAAAUGUUGUGUAUUCAUUGGAUCAACAGUCCAGCAGGUGGUUUGUAAUUGAUUCUACGACUGGCGAGAUUAGAAUGACUUAUGAAUUAAUUCAAGAGUUAAUGAAUAACAAUAGGAACAACAUUACUGGUGGCAAUAACAAUGCUACCUACACUGCAACAGUCUUGGCUACAGAUAACACUGAUCCAUCCCUAACAAAUACAGGUACAGUUGGAGUAGGAAUGAGUGCAAACCCAAGUCAACCUACACCUACAGAUUGCCCUACGAUUACACAAGAACGCCGUGUGGUAUGUCCCGAUAGCAAGAGCGUUAUUAUUAACGCAAAUCAAAACCCACUACAGGCCCCUUUAAAGAUAACUGUUGAAGACAAUCCUUUCUGGGCUGCCAAACCCUAUAAUGACACGGCAAUAAUUUUGGAAGGAAUAAAUUCUCCUCGUAUUGGUAAUUAUACUGUGAAACUUUCCGUUACCGACAAAAAUAAUCUUGCUUGCGGAACACAAAUUCCGAUUCCUUUAGAAGUCUGUGAGUGCACUGCUGAUAGAUUUUGUGAUGCUACAAAACGGUCUGGAAAAAAUGUAUCUCUUAGCCCAGCAGCAAUUGGACUCAUAAUUCUCGGAUUUUUAGCUCUUUUGUUGGCUCUGCUCCUACUGCCGCUAUGUGUAUGUGGAUCUGGCGCAGGGGCUAAGUUUGUUCCGGUUGCAGCUGGGUAUGAUGGAGCUUUUCAUCAAUGGGGAACAGAAGGUGCCAAGCCUGAAGAUGUGGAUAUGACAAGCCCAUUUAUAACUUCAGGUGGCCCUGAUUAUUCUGAGGUCCAUGCAAGCAACUUUGGACAGGGAGUUGGUGCUGGUGUCGGAAGCGUAUCGGGAACAGCAGUGAGAAGUGGCCGAGGAGCUACUUCUGCUACCGGGAUUGAGACAACCACAGCUCUAGGAGAUGGGUUUGAUGUAGUUGGCAUGGGAGGAUUUUCAGGCGGAAGCAAUGUAGCCAAUUCUUAUAUGGGACCCUUGCCACCACCAUAUGAAAAAAGUGGCACAAUGAACAUGGCUUAUGUGGAAAACUACUUCGCUGAGAAAGCAGAAUCCUAUGCCAAUGAAGAUGAGAGUCGCCCGGCAAAUGAUUGUCUUCUAAUUUAUGAUAAUGAAGGAAUUGGAAGCCCAGCUGGAUCUGUGGGGUGUUGUAGUUUUAUUGCUGAUGACUUGGAUGACACCUUCUUGGACACAUUGGGACCAAAAUUUAAAACACUGGCAGAAAUUUGCAUUGGUUCAGAGAUUGAUCCAGUGCCAAGUAGGGAUGAGCCGAGAUUAUUUCCAAAUGUUCCAAUAAUAGAAACUGAAAGAAAUGUUAUAUUAGAUGAUUCUCCAUAUAAUGUUCCAGUAAACCGAUCUCUGCCCGUUAGCUCUACAUACAUAACUGAGAGCACAACAUCAUCUGCCAAUCUUCAACCAGCUAGACCUAUGGUAGAAACAUUCAUGCCAGGUAAUGUAGUUGUAACUGAGACUUACACAACAUCUGGGGGCACAUUGAGACCAGUUACCCGUAACGUGGAUUCCGGCCUCCCUACUAAUAUUUUGGUAACAGAAAGGUUGGUUGGAUCUACUGCAGCACCUGCACAUGGAGUUUUUCCUGAUUUGCAAAAUAACUCCAAUGUCAUUGUGACAGAGAGAGUAGUCCGUCCAGCAUCUGGUGUUCACGAAUAUAUAGAGUUACCAAAUUUUGCUAAUCUAGCAGAUGCAUCAAAUAUGGUAGUAACAGAAAGAGUUGUUGCACCAAAUAGUGCAAGGAUGUCUAAUUCAUUUAACAUCCCAGAUCUAGGUAAUGCACAGAACGUUCUAGUAACUGAAAGGGUGAUACAACCCAUCUCCAAUGUUCAGGGAAAUUUAAGCAUUCGCCCAGAAAUGGGAAGUUCUCAAAAUAUAUACGUAACAGAAAAAACUGUCCGAUCUGGUCCAGCCAUGAAAACCCAAAUGUUGAGUGCAGAACCUCUGAUGACUCAAACAGUGGGUUCCACUUCCCCUAGUUUAACCCGCAGCAAAGUAACAAAGUACAGCACAGUUCAAUAUACUAAGCAAUAAGUUUGUCAGCCGAACUAGACAUUGAUUUAACUAGACUAUAAAUCUAAUUGAGAUUCCUUCAAACUCAUAAAUAUUAAAGGGGUUGUGCAGCCAGUACAUAUUGAUGGCCUGUCCUCAGAUAGGUUAUCAACAUCUGAUUGGUGGGGGUCCGACUCCCAGCACCCAUGCCAAUCAGCUGUUUCAAGAGGAGGUUGCACUCCUGCAUGCGGUACUUCCUCUUCAAGAUUACACUGCGGGCCGUCUUGGUGGUGCAGUGCAAUUACAAGUGCUUCAGUUGAAUGGGACAAGCACUUGUAAUUACACUGCGCCGCCGCUGCAAGACGACAUGCAGUGUAGCCUUGCAGAGGAAGCACUGCUUGCAGGAGUGCCACCUCCUCUUUAAACAGUUGAUCGGCAGAUGUGCCAGGAAUCCCCCCUCCGAUCACCCCGAUAUUGAUGACCUAUGCUGAAGAUAGACCACCAGUAUGUAUUGGCUGCACAACUCCUGUAACUCCUUGAGACCCAGAGGGAGUCAUAUAUCGAUCCAGGGCAGGCAAUCAUACAUCUGCUUCCAAUAGUAUUUGACCACUGAAAUAUAAUUGUACUGAAAAAUAUAUUUUUAUUGGUCAAAAAGUCUUACAAAUGAAAAAAAUGUAUGGCUAGGGUAAAAACACAAGCAAACCAAUUCAUGAUUUGUCAAUGGAUUUAAAAUUCUCUAACAAAUUUGUCUUUGUGCAAUUUUAGUCCCAGUUUGUGUAAUAUAUGUAAAUUAAAAUUGUAUUACUGUGCUGUAAAUAUUCUUACAUUCAGAGCAGAGCCCGCUACACAUUACAAUUACACGGCCUUGGUUACUUCACUGCAUGCCCACAACUGUAACUUCUAAAAUGUAUGCAGUAAAACCAAAAAAUAAUGUUUAUAGCAAAUAUUUUUUAUAUAGUUCUGUUCCUUUCUAUUCCAUUACCCUACUAUUCCGGUAUUUUUUUUUAGAAAAUGUGUAUUAAUAUUAUUUGAGCCCCCGUGAUAAAUAUGCAUGUGGAAAAGGGAGAAAAGGAGUGGUGAGACACUUUUAGUCCCACUUUUUCUCUGACUGUGACAGCAGAGUACAGUCUGACUGGCCCCAUACACAUUAUAGCCAUGAAAUGCUGCACUUAUUACAUCUAGUUUAAUAUGUUAAGACAUAGCUCAUUUAUUUUACAGUAAACUAAAUGUGCCCUAUUUUUCAAGGUUUUUAGGUGUAUAAUACUUAGAAUAAGGCUGGCCAGCUAAUAAUGCACCUAAUGCAGUAUUUGGACACUUUCACUUUAGAAUGAUUACUAUGUUUUGUUUUAAUGUAUAUACAGUAUAUUUAGCCGUUUCUGGUUUUGUAUUUAAUUGCUUUUUUGCUUUUAAAGUCUUUUUUUCUUGCUUGUCCUGUCUUCUCAGUUACCUAUAAUGGGAUGGUUUAAGCAAUCAGUUGUGCGUCAGUGCUCUAUCUGAUCAAUUGUUAAAUAAAAUUAAUUAUAUUUAAUGUAUGAAUCCAGCAACAUACAGAAUCUGACCAUUCCAUUUUGUGGGCUGCUCUCUGACUUCUUUCAUAUUUGUGGUACAGCCUUCCAUCAGGCUGUUCCGGCAUGGAAUGCUGAGAAUUGGCCGGACAAAAACCAUUGAGUGCAGUGGGUUUUUUUUCCGGCUGAAUCCCGGCAUAUUUUCCAAGUAGCAGGAGGAUCUUCACCAGACCCUAUCACUGUUAAAGGGGCCGGCAGGCAUUCCAGUAAUAUCCGGCAAUGCAUGACUUGGAGAAAUUCGGAAUGCUCUGCUGCAAAUAUGAAACUGCGUUAUCCAAUCAUACUUACAAGUGUUCUCCUUCUUCUAGAACAUAGCAUCUGGACACUUGCUCCAUGAUUUGCAUAUCAACUCAUCUGUAAAAGAAAUUCCCUCAGCUGGAAAUUCAUGAAAUAUGCAGAGGGAUAAUUUUGUUAUACAGAUGACCAGUAGGAUCAUGAGAACAUUGUCAAGUAGCCAUGUUUAAGAGGAAGAUGGGAAGCAACCUGGAUCUUGAGAGCAAUUCAUUAAAGGGAACCUGCCACGUUGAAAAUGCAGUCCAAUCCGUAAACAGCAUGAGAGCAGGAGUUGUUAAGCAGAUUAAUAUUCUCCCUGUUUUUGUGGGAAAAUAUUCAGCAAAUUUAAAUCUCUACUCAUUCUAGGCUUAAGAGUCUAGAUGGCGGGCCGAAUCAGUGAGUGCUAUCUCUGUAUGCACUCACUUAUACAAAUAAGGCUGUCAGUGACUGAGUAGGACCACCUACUGGACUCCUCUCAGCAUGAGCAAGCAUUUAAAUUAAUACAUUGCUAGUUCUGCUGAAUAAUUACCCUCAAAACUAUAUAUCUACUCGGCAAAUCCUGCUCUAUAACAGGCUGCCUGCGGACUUGACCAUAUUUUCAACAUGAUGGGUUCCCUUGGCGAUUUUGGAGGCAGGGAGAUUAUGAGAUAUGCUUGUCCAUGAAGCGAAAAAGUGAAUUUUCAGGGUUUUUGUUUGUUUUUGCAUGUGGUUACCGGUGCUUAGCAGAUGGGCAGACUUCCUAACGACCAGAAUCCAUUCCAUUACGUUUGGUUUUUAAGGAUAAUACAACCGGAUCCAUUUAGAACGGAUGCAGACGGUUGUAUUAUUCUAGUAAGAAGCAGGGCGGCACUAUGCCAUUUGAAUAUGUGACUGAAUAAAUCUACAUUGUGAUCUACAUCAGCGAAGUGCCGGUCCUUUCCUUUGAAACGGUUGUAUUAUUGUGACGGAAGCGUGUUUGCUGAUCCAUGAUGGAUCCAGUAAAAACGCUGAUGUGAAAUGAAACCAUAGGCGGUGUGUCCAUAUUGGGUUAAUAAACAAAAUGAAAAUGUGUUGGUAAAUGCUAAAAGUGUAAUGUGUAAAAGUCUAGGAAAAGGCUAAAUGGAAAAUUACAUUGUGAAAAUGGUAAAUAACACUGUACUGGUGAGAAAUAUAAAUUAUGCUAUC